This is a messenger RNA of Prunus avium (sweet cherry), 924 nucleotides long. Its product is annotated as ATPase, F1 complex, OSCP/delta subunit protein. Gene Ontology annotation, molecular function: proton-transporting ATP synthase activity, rotational mechanism. Gene Ontology annotation, biological process: proton motive force-driven ATP synthesis. NCBI's taxonomy places the organism in Eukaryota, Viridiplantae, Streptophyta, Magnoliopsida, Rosales, Rosaceae. The record is from RefSeq and is a predicted model, not a curated record.
CACAAAUAAUAAUUCAGAGAAAUUGCUUUCAAGGCAGUUCAUCUCCAUUUGUUGACAUUUAGUGGCUGACCUGAAAGCCUGAAACUUAUCCUCUUCCUCUCUCCUCCAUGGAUACCCUGUCAAGCUCUGUCUCAACCCUCAAAAUCCCUACCCUUCUUUCAUCAACAUCAUCUCGUGAGCUCCAUCAAUUCAAUCGUCAAAGUCCCAGAACACACAAACUUCCUCCACAAUCCCACCUUCACUCCACCACCAAACCCAACUUAAUCUCCAACAAAACCCCUUCUUUCUCUCACAAGCUUGUCCCUUUAUCUUCAACCCCCUCAUUCUUGAACUCCUCUGCAACCCUCUCUCUCAAUUCUUCAUCAUCUUCUGAUCUCCAUAGAAAACCAGCAACUGGGUAUGCCGCUGCUCUGCUAGACAUAGCUCAAUGCAACAGUUCUGUUCAUUUGGUUGAGAAGGACAUUCAGAGGUUCUUGAAAUUGCUCCACAAUAAGCAAGUCCAAGCUGCCUUGGCCAACCCUUUUGUGGGUGAGAAAGAAAAGGGCCAAGUAGUGAACUUGGUGGCUGAGAAAGGGAGAUUCAAUAGGCAUUUGGUGGGUUUAGUGAAGAUGCUGGUUAGGAAAAAUAAGGUGGGGAUUGUGAAAGAAGUGUUGGAGGAGUUCCAGAGGAUUUUCAAUGAGUUGUCUGGGACUGCUAUGAAGGUAAAGAAUUUGGUUCAUGAAAGCUUACUUUCAUUUGAUGUAUGAUGCCAUAAGCAAUCCAAAGAAUGUAAAGAUUGCAACUUUACAAUCUAUGACCAAUGCAAAAACUAGUUGUGCUGUAUGAAUGCAUAAUAUGGCUGUCCAACAUUCAAAUUGGAUAUCCAAAUAAGUUUGUAAGCUCAUCAAAGCCUAUAUUUUUCAUAAUGUUCUGGAUAUUCUUGGU